UUUUUUUCUGAGAGAGUGAUAUGACUGGAGUCUUCAUCUCAUGUAAGUGUACAUCAUUUUAAUGUGUUUAAAAAAUGCUAAUGAUUUUUUUUAAACCUACACUAUGGACCCUUUGAUUUUGUUUGUUUUUUAAAUGAACAAUUUAAAGGGGACCUAUUAUGCCCCUUUUACAAGAUAUAAUAAAAGUCUCUGGUGUCCCCAGAAUGUGUCUGUGAAGUUUCGGCUUAAAAUACCCCACAGAUCAUUUAUUAUAGCUUGUCAAAUUUGCCACUAUUUGGGUGUGAGCAAAAACACGCUUUUUGUGUGUGUCCCUUUAAAUGCAAAUGAGCUGCUGCUCCCGGCCACUUUCCUGAAGAGGGCGGAGCUUUAACAGCUCAUGCUUCAGUUGCUCAACAACAACAAAGCUGGAGAAUCUCACGCAGCCAAAAUGAGGAUUGUCAGUAACGGUGUUCAGCCUUACAUUGUUCAAACCGGAGUCGACACUGAUGGAGAGACUCAGGAAGAAGUUACAACUUUUAGAAUGAAACUGGAUGUUUCUGAAUGGAUAAAUUUAUGUAGUUGCUGUGGAGUUGAUUCAACUCAUCCACUAGCAUGUGCCGUCAUGUUAAUCUUUUGUGCAAAUCCAGCGUUGAAUUGACCCUCGUUUGUGAAGCAGUCCGGUGUAAAAUGACAGUAUGGUAACAACAAUCUACAACAACUCUUCCUCUUCUCUAAAGCAGCCCAACAUGGCCUCACCCGCUUUGUUGCGUGUUCCCGGGGGCAGGGUUUAUGUAAAUUUUAGUGAUGUUACACCCUGGAAGAAGCUUGUUGUAGUCUUUAAACAGAGAAUUCUUUAAAAGAAAAUAUCUCCCUUUGCAUUGAACUUUGAGCGUCGUAACUGCAGAAGUUGUUUAUGUUCAAACAGCAACAUUACACACUAACUAAAGUUUAAAAAGUGAAAUCUUGAUCAAACACCCCUUUAAAUAAUUAGUCAAUACAUCACUCCUUUCAAAACGUGUUUUUUGUCUUAGCCUGAUUUACUAUGGUAAGCCUAUUAUGUUUAUAUUUUAGACCUGUCGGGAUGGUUUUCGCGGGAAAUUGCGUACGUAUGUCACUCGCCCAUGCGUGUGUUUUCCCAGGAAAACACGUGUCUAUUAAAACAAAAAAACAAAACAAUGUUCUUCCGCAAAAUGCAUGCAGUUUUAUUUUUUAACUGCUACAGGGUCAAAAGUUACAUUGUGCACCUUUUAAUUGCAAAAAUAAAUAAAAAAAAUACGGAGAGCACCAUUUAAGUGUUUUUAAAAAGUGCAUUUACAAAAAUAAAUAGAAGAAAUAAAUGCCAGUGCACCUAAAAUGAAAAAAUCAAGAAAUUUGAAUUGAGUAUUUUGAUACUUAGCUUUAGAUGUGUAGAACAAAUACUUAUGCUUGAGAAAUAUCAAUACAGACAUUCAUAAAAAGGUUCUUAUCCGGUCUGAGCUGUAAAAGGUGCAUUUGUUGCAAUUCCCUGCAGUAGAGAUGCGAUGGUUUUCAACGCGCCAUGUGCAGCAGCAGUAUUAUGAAUGAUGUGCGCUCCUCUCCUCUCUCUCUCCUCUGAUUGGUCAGACUCGGUCUAUAAAGCAUUUGAUCCAACUACAGCUGUCAGCGCGCGCUGUGGGCAAGGCUGGAGACAUGCGUUCGUGUGUUUGUGGGAUCCUGUGCUUGACAUCUCUUACAACUGUGUUGUGUAGUUUGCAUCCCGAGUGUGAAUAUAUUUUUCAGUUGGCAAGAGAUGAACAGCGGUGUCUGCGAGAGAUCACAGAACUUGGGAACCUCAGCAGUUUCUCAGGUUGCCUGCCAGUAUGGGACUCUGUAUUGUGCUGGCCCAGAGCUGCAGUGGGUGAGACCGUCCACUCACCCUGUCCGGCUGUUUUCUCUCUCUUCAACAACAACACUGGUAUAGUGAGUCGUAACUGCAGCGCUGGAGGCUGGUCACGGCCGUUCCCUCCUUACCAUGAGGCCUGCAGUGUUGAGGACGACAUCCCAGAGGAGUCGUAUUUUGCCACUGUGAAACUGAUCUACACUGUUGGUUAUGGAGCGUCACUGCUCUCUCUCUCUGUUGCCGUGGUAAUACUGCUGCUCUUCAGGCGAUUACACUGUGCUCGAAACUACAUCCACAUGCAGCUGUUUUUCACCUUCAUCCUGAAAUCUGUGGCUGUUUUUAUCAAAGAUGCUACGCUGUUCUCCGGUGACGACACAGAUCACUGCACACUCUCUACAGCAGCCUGUAAGGCGUCUGUGGUGUUUUGUCAUUAUUGCAUCAUGACUAAUUUCUUCUGGUUGCUGGUUGAAGCCGUGUAUCUGAACUCGCUGCUGGUCUCUGCCUUCCCGCGCAGCCGCCGCUGUCUGUGGAGUUUCGCUCUGCUGGGCUGGGGUGUUCCGCUGGUCUGCAUCAUCCUCUGGAUCUGCUCCAGAGUGUAUUUUGAGGACACAGAGUGCUGGGACAUAAAUGAAGAUUCUCCUUAUUGGUGGAUCAUCAAGGGUCCCAUUGUAGUAUCUAUAGGGGUGAACUUCCUUCUCUUCAUGAACAUUAUCAGGAUUCUGGUGCAGAAACUAAACCCUCGCUUGAUCCAGUUCAACAAUUCGGCUCAGUACAGGCGACUGACCAAGUCCACCCUCCUCCUCAUCCCUCUCUUCGGCACUCAUUACAUGGUCUUCAGCUUUCUCCCAGACUACUUCAACGUGAGCCUGCGGCUUUGCAUCGAGCUGUGUCUGGGCUCCUUCCAGGGUCUUAUUGUGGCAGUUCUGUACUGUUUCCUGAACCAGGAGGUUCAGAAUGAAAUACGCUCACGAUGGAUUCGAUAUCAAGAUGGGAGUUAUGUUGUUGUCCCUGUUGGAGCUAAAGGAAGUCAGAUGGACACUCCUUUCUAGAGUCACUAAAACUCAUCAGUGCCUCCAUAAAACACUUACAUCUGAAUGAAACACUGUUUUUCUGUAUGCAAUUUGUAUUGCUUGGUUUAUAUGACAACAAAUGACUUAAAGUGAGAUCAUCCCCAUUAACCUGCAACAGUGACACCAAAAGUAUUCUGCAGUUUUAAUAGUGGCUUAAGUGUUCAAAUACUGUACAUUUGGGCUGCAGGAUAUCUGUGAAUUAUACACUCAAAACAAUUAAUUAGAGAAAUACAUAUGUUCAAAAAAUGUGACUACUGGAAUUUAUCAUUGCAAAACUGUUGUCAAAUUGCAGUGGCCAAAAGUGUUGUCUGGCCUAAGAUAAUUGACAUUUUCACUCUUUAUAGAAAUAUUAUUAAAAAUGUGAUAAAGAUGUUAUAAGCAUAUUGCAUUGUUGUGUUUGGGUCAAUUGUGUUGUUUGUGACAACGCAAUGAAACAUGCUGAAAAGUCAAUGUGUGUUUUUUCCUGUGAGCUUUUUGUUUUUCUAUGCAUUUUCUUUACAUAGUAAAAUAAAACCUGUAGCUGUAAUUUUUUUUUUUUUUUUUGCCAAUUUUUUUGUCAGAUGCUUACCUCAUAUUUAAAAUAUUUUCCUCAUAUUUUGAUGGUUUAAUUGAACUUGUAGGGUAAUUCAAAACAAAUAUCCCCUCUGGACAUCACUUUUGGCCACAACUGUGUAUGUAUAUAUGUAUGUAUUUAACAUUUCUUUAUGUAUUUAACACUUGUAAAGAUUGAUAGAUUCAUGGGUUUCUGAGUGAGAUAUGUGGUAACCCCGGUCACGUCACAUGUUUUUAUUAAACUACAAUUUCUGUUGGCCAAAACAGUGGUUUGAUAUUUUUGUAUGUUACCUUUUUCAUUUUUAUUUAAUGGGUUGUUUUGUUUUUCAUUCCAAUUUCCUUCCCAUUGUGACAACUUACCCCAUAUAGUGUGACAACAUGCCCUGCAAUUUAUGCAACAUAUGUUCAAGAAACUGUAUCUUUUUUUUUCUGCAAUAACAGUGUAAAUGUUCAAAAGCAUCUUUGUAGCGAAGACUGAUACUGUACGUGUCUAUACAGACACUUUUUUGCAUUCUGCUGUUUGAUUGUUUCUAGGUCACUCAAAAAUCAACGAAUUACUGAAAUGUCGCAGCUACUGAGAGCAGAAAUUGUUUUACUCAGUUUAUUGUCAGUGUCACUGCAGAAUAGAAGACAUUUGCAGAUAUGGAGCCGCUGGUAUUGAGAGCUGUCUUAUAUUUCUCAACAUAUCAGAACAAACAAAAAACAGUGAUUAUAGCAUCUGCUCUACACUGUUCCUCCAUACUCAAGUAAUUCACCUUCUCUGAACAUGUCAGAUGUGCUGAACUGUGGAGUGUUUUUGUUUGUCAACGUUACUUCCAAAGACUUCUGUUGUGUUGCUUUAUAUGUAGCCUUCUCGUCUCGUCUUUUCUCUUCUCAUCUUAUCUCUUUUCAUCUUGUCUUUUCUCUUCUCGUCUUGUCUCUUCAAGUCUUUUCUCGUCUCAUCUAGUCUCAUCUCAUCUUGUCUCUUCUCGUCUUUUCUCGUCUCAUCUUGUCUCUUCUUGUCUCUUCUAGUCUUGUUUCAUCUCGUCUCUUCUCAUCUCAUCUUCUCGUUUGGUCUCUUCUAGUCUCUUCUCGUCUCGUCUUUUCUCAUCUUGUCUCUUCUAGUCUCUUCUCAUCUUUUCACUUCACUUCUCGUCUCUUCUAGUCUUUUCUUGUCUCAUCUUUUCUCGUCUUGUCUCUUCUAGUCUCAUCUUGUCUUUUCUCGUCUUGUCUCUUCUAGUCUCAUCUCAUCUUUUCUCGUCUUGUCUCUUCUAGUCUCAUCUUGUCUCUUCUCAUCUCCUAGUUUCUUCUUAUCUCGUCUUUUCUCUUCUUGUCUUGUCUCUUCUAGCCUCUUCUCGUCACAUCUUUUCUCUUGUCUCUUUUAGUCUCUUCUUGUCUCUUCUAGUCUCUUCUCGUCUUUUCACUUCUUGUCUUGUCUCUUCUAGUCUCUUCUCGUCUCAUAUUUUCUCGUCUUGUCUCUUCUAGUCUCGUUUUGUCUCUUCUAGUCUCAUUUUGUCUCUUCUCGUCUCUUCUAGUCUCAUCGUGUCUUUUCUCUUCUCGUCUUGUCUCUUCCCUCCUCGUCUCUUCUAGUCUCUUCUCUUCUCAUCUUUUGUCUUGUCUCUUUUAGUCUCUUCUCGUCUCUUCUAGUAUCUUCUCGUCAUUUCUCUUCUCGUCUCCUUAUCUCGUCUUGUCUCUUCUCGUCUCGUCUCUUCUCAUUUCAUCUCUUCUAGUCUCAUCUCAUCUUGUCCCUUCUCAUCUCGUCUCUUUUCAUCUAGUCUUUUCUUGUCUCUUCUCCUCUCGUCUCUUUUCGCUUCUCUUCUCUCUACUUCUUGGCUCUUCUCUCUUAUCUUAUUUUUCUUCUCUUCUCAUGUCUUCUCUUCUCGUCUUGUCUCUACUUGUCUGUUCUCAUCUCUUCUCUGCUCAUCUCUUCUGUUCUCUUUUUUUUUCUCUUGUCUCAUCUCUGCUCCUCUCUUCUAGUCUCUGCUUGUCUUCUGUUCUUGUUUUUUCUGUUCUUGUCGCAUCUCUUCUCUGCUUGUCUCCUCUCGUCUCAUCUGUGCUCGUUUCUUCUCGUCUCUUCUAGUCUCUGCUUGUGUCUUUACUUCUGUUCUCGUCUUGUCUGUUCUUGUCUCAUCUCUUCUCUGCUCAUCUCUUCUGUUCUCGUCUUUUCUCUUGUCUCAUCUCUGCUCGUCUCUGCUUGUGUCUUUACUUCUGUUUGCAUCUUUUCUCUUUAUGUCUCAUCUCUUCACUGCUUGUCUCCUCUCGUCUCAUCUCUGCUCGUUUUUUCUCAUCUCGUCUUGUCUGGUCUCUUCUCUUCUCACCAAAUGUGCAGUUAUACUCUAUUGCCUAUAAACAGCUAUUAAAAUUAUUGUAAAAGUCUUUUGUAUAAAUGCUAUAUUUAUAAUGUAUGUAUUUUCCUUCUGUUAUACAUUAUUUUGUUUCCACGUUUUUGAGUGGCCUUAAGUGUAUUAAUCCAUCAAAUCAUCAGAGUGCAUUACAGAGAUGGAAAUAUUAUUCAAUUUUAUUAUGUAUUAGGCAUACCUGUGUAAUGGAUUUUGUGUGUGUGUGUGUGUGUGUGUGUGUGUGUGUGUGUGUGUGUGUUAAAUAGUGCAGUUAAGCUGAUGUCGUCAUAUAUGUGCUUAUGUUAUAUGCGUAAACAAGCUGGCACAAUGUGUACAUGUACCUAUUUUUGAGCUCAAGUGCUCUUAAUCUUUUGCUUUAAUGUCUGACAUGUAAUUACCUUUUAUUAAAACAGGAAAAACAUACAUAAAUGUCUUCAUGGCCUUCAGAAAUCUUUAAAUGACAGCUAGUGUUGUCCGUCAGUAAUAAACAGUGACCUCUGCUGGUCAAUAGGCUAUAUCACACUACUAUUUACUCACCGUAGUUAUUUUAAAGACGUUUAUUUUUUAAAGGCCUUAGGAGUGUUUUUUUUUUUUUAUGUAAUCAAGUCUUUUUUCUUUUUUUUUCUUUUUUUUUUACAUACAGUUAUAACUAAAUUGAGUAGCCGACAGAACUAAAUCAGAACUGGACUUCCUAGCACUAGGAAGUCCAAUUAAUUUUAGUGAAUUGAUUCUUUCAGACGGUCAGUUCAGUGAACUGAUUCACCGCGUUUUUUAAAAUUAGUUUAUAGCCUAUAGCUUGCCUGACAUGUGCUUUCUUUUAUUUAAACAGACUAAUACGUUGUUAAUUAACAAUAUUAAUGAUAUCCAUUAAUUAUUUUAACUAGUACUUGUAUUAUUUUCCUCAAUAUUUUUAUCAACAUUCCCCCGUCCUUCAUUACAGUUUUAAAUUAAAACAAUCUCACCUGUUACAGUUAAACGCUUUGUGAAUCGGUUCGACCAAAACAUUUAAAAAGAAUCGGCUCAGCAUUAGCUUGUUAAUAAUAAUAUUAAAUAACGACGCCAAUUAUUAGUAAUAGCGUAA
This is a messenger RNA of Ctenopharyngodon idella (grass carp), 6858 nucleotides long. RefSeq names its product growth hormone releasing hormone receptor, like (gene ghrhrl). The record is from RefSeq and is a predicted model, not a curated record. Gene Ontology annotation, molecular function: growth hormone-releasing hormone receptor activity; peptide hormone binding; growth factor binding. The transcript is spliced from 13 exons. Gene Ontology annotation, biological process: positive regulation of cell population proliferation; cell surface receptor signaling pathway; adenylate cyclase-activating G protein-coupled receptor signaling pathway. Gene Ontology annotation, cellular component: plasma membrane. Bases 1648 to 2886 code for a protein of 412 amino acids. NCBI's taxonomy places the organism in Eukaryota, Metazoa, Chordata, Actinopteri, Cypriniformes, Xenocyprididae.